AGGGGAAAAAGGAAACAGUAGAAUUCAUUAUCUUAAAACAUAAUAUGAUACAAAUUUGAAAAUAAUAACCUACCAGGAUGAUAGAAAAGAAACAGUUUUGCUACGGUAUUUGUAUAUAGACAUGUAUUUGUAGGCAAUCAAUCAGCUUUACUGAAUGUGUGUAUAGUCCUGACUAUAAAAUGCAAGUUUUACAUUUAAAGGCAGGGUUUAUGUUUUUGAAAAACUUUAGCUGACUAGCUGACAAUAAAACUAUGGCAAAUCAAGUUGCAUCAGAAGACGUUGUGUUGAUCUAUCAAGCACAUAUACUCCGAAUGAGAUUUUUUUGUUUAAAGUUAAAUGAACUUCUGUCCUGUCUUGCAGUGAAUUUACAGAUGAAAGACACAGAUGUAAAAACAUUAGCUGUGAGUUAUGUGUGAAGACACUUUCUGAUCAUCAGAUGAGUAACUGCAGUUCACCUGACAGAUAACAAUGAUUAAAAACAACACAAAACACUUAAGAUAAGAUGUUACUUACUCCAAAAUUUUACCUUCAGUUUGAUGGAGUAUUGAGGACUUAUUCUGGACAACCAUCAACUGAUAUUUCAACAUGAGUUUAGUUCAGAUCAGACAUGAUUAAGUCUUUAUUGCAUUUUGGUCUGGUUUUGUUUUCGUAGUUUUGUGACUUGAUUUACGUUUUUACUUCCUAAAGAAAACGUGACAAUUUUCCAUCGUUUAUAAAACAUCCUUUUUGUUAAUAUUUAGGGUGUGGUUUUUAAAACGUUUUUAAAAUGUUGUACUGCAACAUUAUUUAUUUACAAUGAAAAUACAACGUUGUAAAAACUUUUGUGUUUGUAUUUUUAAUCUGAUCAUAAUCUCUUUGUCCUACGAUGUACUAUCUAUAUGACUUUAAAAGCUUGGUGUUUUGACUUUAUUCUUCAGCAUUUAUUUCCCGUCUUCUCUCUCCAGUACAGCAGGAGGCGCUGCAGCUCUUUAGUCCGCAGAUAAACUCACUAAAGAAAGAAAGAAAGAAAGAAAGAGAGCGCGCGUGUGAUGUGUUUGUGUAUACUCAGUGUUUUUCUCUCUUGCGUGUUUCAUUGAGUGUAAACAGUCUCUUAUCUCUGUGUAUUUUAGUGUUGAGACAUUGAGUAGGAACUGAUCUGUCCAUGCUGGAUAUAUUGAUGAUUUUAUCACAGAAACCUCUCAGCUGAAGAAAGAGGUGGCGUUACUGGAGACUGAGGUCAAGAGGAGAUUUAUCAAUGAAUCGAGAGGAUGUGGAUUGUUGUGAAUCAUCAGUGUAUGUGACUGAUGAUGGGAGUCUGGAUUCAGUGUGGAUGAACAGAGAUCAGAGCCGCACAUCACAGCCACUGCUGGACACUAAACUCUCUGAAGAGAAAUCCAGACACACACAGGACUCCGAUCUCAGUCUGACUUUACUCUGUUAUACUGAGUCAAAGCUCACAGACACUCAGGACACUACAGUGUGUGACAGUAAACAGAGCUUACAGGAGGAUCAAACCUCCACAGAGUCUCUGGAUUCUGUCUGUAAUGCUGGAGAACAGCAGCAGAUCCUGCAGACCAAACUGAAGAUGUGUUCAGUUAAACUCAUCGACUGCACGAACCUCAUGAUGAAGAUUAAAACUGAACCCACAGAAAUGAAAACUGAACCCACAGAAAUGAAAACUGAACCCACAGAAAUGAAAACUGAACCCACAGAAAUGAAAACUGAACCCACAGAAAUGAAAACUGAACCCACAGAAAUCAAAACUGAACCCACAGAAAUCAAAACUGAACCCACAGAAAUCAAAACUGAACCCACAGAAAUCAAAACUGAACCCACAGAAGAGGAAGAUGGCACUGAGGAAGAUGAUGAUUUUAUUCCAUCAGAUGUGAAGACUGAUUCAUGUUUGGAUAUAGAAAUAACGUCCUCAACAUCAAAAGAGCGACUGACAGCACAAACUCUUUCCUGCAUCACCUGUGGAAAGACAUUCAGCUCAAAGAGACUUUUAGAGAGACAUGAGAGAAAACACACAGAACAGAAACUCUUCACCAGAUCUGAGAUCAGCUUUACUACAUUACAAGAGAAGAAACUUCAUUCAGAAGACCACAGAGAGAAGAAGAAGAAGAAGAAGCAGUUUCACUGUGAGCAGUGUGGGAGGAUUUGUGCAUCAUCCUCUAAACUAAAUAUUCACAUGAGGACACACAGUGAUGAAAAGCCUUUCAACUGCACUGAAUGUGGAAAAUACUUCAAAACCAAACACAAUCUUAAAGUUCAUCAGAGAAUUCAUACAGGAGAAAAACCUUACAAAUGCUCUGGGUGUGAAAAGAGCUUCUCUAAUUCAUCUAAUUUAAGAGUUCAUCAUCAGAGAGUUCAUACUGGAGAAAAAACGUACGAGUGUACUCGCUGUGAGAAGAGAUUUAGCUAUAAAAGUGAUCUGAAGAGACAUGUGCGUUCACACACCAAUGAGAGGGUGCGUUCACACACCAAUGAGAGGGUGCGUUCACACACCAAUGAGAGACCGCAUCAGUGCAGUGAAUGUGCAAAAACCUUUAGGGAUUUACGUUUAUUAAAAAAACACCAGCAUAUUCACUUUAAAGAGAAACUCUAUCAGUGUUCAUACUGUGAUAAACGUUUCUGCCAUAACUAUAAGCUGAAAAUCCAUGAGAGAGUUCACACUGGAGAAAAACCUUACAAAUGCUCUCAAUGUGACAAGACUUUUCACCAUUCACGUAACUUAACAUUCCAUGAGAGAGUUCACACUGGAGAGAAACCUCAUCACUGUAGUGUCUGUGGGAAGAGUUUUAGUCGCAAAUCAAACUUACUAAGUCACCAGAACAUUCAUACAGGUGAAAGACCUUACAAAUGCUCUCAGUGUGACAAGACGUUUACUUUUUCAUCUAACUUAAAAGAACAUCAGAGAGUUCACAAUGGAGAGAAACCUUACGUCUGCGCUCAAUGUGGAAAGCGCUUCUCUAGUUCAUCUCAAUUCAUAGAGCAUCAGAGAGUUCAUACUGAAAAGAAAUAUCAUCACUGUAGUCUCUGUGGAAAGAGUUUCUCUUGUUCAUUUCAAUUCAGAGUUCAUCAAAGAGUUCAUACUGGAGAGAAACCUUAUCACUGUAGUGUAUGUGGGAAGAGUUUUAGUGUAAAGGAUACCUUACGUAGGCACCAGAGAGUUCAUACAGGUGAAAAACCUUACAAAUGCUCUCAGUGUGAAAAGACUUUUGAUUAUUCAAGUCACUUCAGAGUCCAUCAGAAAGUUCACACUGGCCAGCCAGCACCAGCAUUUUUUAUGAUUUUCACAAAAGUUUAAUGUCUUCCAGAAAACUUACAAUAUAUCAAAUGAAAAACAGGCCCUCUGCUUUCAAACAAAAAAAAAGUUUCAUCCUACCUUCAUUAGUUAUCUUGUAAUCACCUCUCAAAUAAGGGAUGGUUUCUUAAAAACACACCAAAUUUUGAGCAAAAGGCUGAGAUAAUUGCAUUUUUGUAAAGGACUUUUGAUAGAGAUCCAAUAAUUCCAAUUCAGACCGAUCCAUAAAAAACAUACACGGACAUAAAGCUGUUGUAUAAGUUGUGGAAGAGCACCACCUGGUGGAUAAUAGCGGUAUUUCGGAAAGCCGGAAUUACUCGUCAUUGGCAGGGAAGCAUUUUUUUUUCACUACAACAAUGGUGGAAAACCGAAACGUGAAUAAUAGACUGAGGAGAAGAGCAUCUAAAUCACUAUUAGAGAGGUGUGAUGUGUGCUGCUUUUGGGCUUCCAGGGCUACUUGUAGGCUAUAACUAUAUGACUGCAGGUGAAGGUGGCAAUGUGAUAAAUAUUGCAUCUACUUUGACGUAUGAUGUCAUAUGACAGUCUAGUAGUGGUGUCCCAUUUCUUAGGGAAAUAUUUUUAACCCUUCCCCUGUUCACACUGUUUUAGGAGGCAAGGUUAAGGGUUAGGCGUAUAAAAUAGAAUUGGAAUUGGGCCUAAUAAUCUAUGGUGGGUUAUUUGUGUAUGGUGGUUAAAACAUGCAAAUAAUAAACGUCCGCUAGACUGACCGAGCAGCUAAUCAAACGUCUUGAACUUUUCAGCGCCUAGCACCGUGUGGGACCCACGUGACGUCCUGACGUGAAGUCAACGCCUUAGAAAUAGCAUUUUUUCAGCCAGGUGAGGUGCUAAACUGUUAAAGCGAAAUUGAACCCUAGAUAUUUUAGCCUGUUAUCAGGGGUAAUUUAUUUCCAUUUUGCAUUUUACAUGAGAAAAAAAUAAAUUUGCACGAUUUCGAUAAAUUAGAUUGAUGGUGUGUUGAAGCGAAUUUUCGUAACGGUCUUUCGUAGACUCAAUUGACCAGAAUGCACUGCGUGAAACUGAGUCAUAUGGACUACCGGCACAUCCGGGAACUUGACUGUAAAUUUCGUCACCGCCCCUUUUUGGGGGAUAAAAAAGCAGCCUUUCCAUUGGCUUCCAUUCAAAAUAGCGGAACAAAGCAACGUUUUUACACAGCCGGCAGGCGUAAAUAACUUAUGAAAUCACUCAGAUUAAACAUGUCGAGUAAUUAUCUGUACACCCUGCUUGCCAUAGAGCGCGAAAGAUACAUUAACACAUUUAAUUUGGUCAAUAUAAAAACAUGUCCCUUUCAUUCUCACAGCGUCAAAUUUGUGUAACAACGCCAUCCAGUGAUUGCUGGAAAUAUCGCUAGGCCAGUUAGUUGUAUGAGUGGACGGAAAAGUGCACUCAUUACUCUAAAUAUAAAGACAUAAUAAAUAAAUACGAAGUAACUUUCAAAUACAAGUAAAAUCAUUCACUUGCUUCCCUGUUGACUCGAAGAGGUACGAGUAAAUGUCCGGGUAAGACACCUCUGGCCAAUAGGGAGCGUUGUUACACAAAUUUGAUGCUGGGAGAAUGAAAGAGACAUGUUUUUAUAUUGACCAAAUUAAAUAUGUUAAUUUAUCUUUUGCGCUCUAUGGCAGGCAGGGUGGACAGAUAAUUACUCAACAUGUUUAAUCUGAGUGAUUUCAUAAGUUAUUUACGCCUGCCGGCUGUGUACGAAGGUUGCUUUGUUCCGCUAUUUUGAAUGGAAGCCAAUGGAAGGUCUAGUCUGAUUUCCCCCAAAAGUGGGCGUGAACCUGUUCAGAGACAUUCUAUGACGUUGCGCCAAUUGUGCGUAUUAGCACAACCCACUAACCAAUGAUCGAUGCAGCCUUAAGGCAUGUUCUACUUCAUGCGGCGCCACAAGGAACCGCGAAUAAUUGCGAAAUCAUACGGAGGAGUUUGCUUUUAAAUCGCUCUCGCGGAACUUUGCCGUCAUCCGGCUGCUGUUCCUUGUGGCGCUGUACUUUGAGGUCAUCUGGCUGUCGAUUCUUACGGCACAGCAUGAAGUGGAACAAGCCUAAUAGCUUCUUUUACCACUCAACCUGCUCUCAAAUCAACUCAAGGUAACUUGAAGUUAGACAGCAGACGAACCCAACCAAACAGUAACUUCGCUUUUACCGUCUCUGAAGGGGAAAUCACCAAAACCCUCAAUAAAAGAUGACUAGAACCUGUGCAGUAUGUGGAUGUAAGGACAACAAAUUCAAGUCACCGGGAGUUUUUAUUGUUUACAUCAACGCAACCCUCAGUUGGCACACCACUACUCGAAAAUUUAAAUAUGCAGCCAGCACUUUUGUCAGGAGGAUUUCGAGUACUGUUUUUCAGCACAGUUUACCCACAGACUCAUGAUCAAAAUAUCUAAAACAUAAUUUGGCUUAGUUGUUGCUUGUUUUGGGUAACUACGAUAAACAUACUACACAGAAAGUUAUCAUGUUGUUGUUAUUAUGAACACAAGCAAAGCAAGCUAACGUUAGCUCAUCCUGUGCAGCUGUCAAUCAAAGAAUGUUAUCAUUUACUGUCAAUCAUCUCGCAUCAAGAUCUGCCCCUAUUCAGAACGUUCAGAAAAUGUAAGACAGAGCGCACUGAUUCAUAACCACGCCCACCGGGGGGGAAACAAUCCAACCGUCUCCAUUGACUUUGUAUUGCGAGAGGCUGCCUCCUUGUUAUUUCUGGCUUAUAACAAAAACAAAAUAAUGCCUAAAAGCUGCUGUGUGACAAAGUGUACAGCUAACAAGCCAAAGAACACAGAAAUAAGUUUUUAUAAGCUGUCGACUUCAAAAAAUGAGCGUUUAAAGACACAAAAGUGGAAACAGGCAACUUUUCAUAGUACUCCUAUUAGUAGAACUGCGUCCACUAGGGGGAACUGUAGUCGUCGAUCCACUUUUUUCUCCUUAAAGGCUGGGUUUUACUAUUUGACAGCUUAUAAAAACUUUGCAUUCACACAGAUACUGGAAAGGUCCCAUAAGACACGUGACCUGUUUGAAAUCCUGCACUUUCUUCUCGGCAGUGUCUGAAGUUUACUUAUUAUUCAUUAUUUCUCUCUCCAGAAACCACUCGCGUGCAUUUUUGAUAACGAUAUAUCUUGUUGCGAUGACGCGUGGGCAUUUUUGUGUGUUAUAAGCUCAUUUGAGCAUGUGACACGAUAUUCUUUUAUGCUGCUGAAUGAUCUCUGCUUCAGCGCUAAUAGUGAUGAGCUAACUUGUAUUGUGUAUGUGUGUGGUUGUUUUAUUUUCAGGCAGCAAACAUACUGUAACUAUAUAUAAAAAUGAUAAAUGUGUCAAUAAAAUAUGAAAACAACACAAAUUAACACUAUUGUAUAAUCUCUUUUAUAAACUCUUUUGUUAUGUGUCAAACUCGUUUAUUUUAUGUUGUGUGCUAUGUGAUUUUAAGAAUUGGUUUCAAAGUCUUAAUGUCAUGGGACCAUAAUGUCUUUGCUUGGAUAGAAACACACUGAGAAAGAACUGUUCAGAUUAUUUAGUAACUGCUUUGUUCAUUUUUACAAUGAUUACGUCUCCUGCCUUCUGCUAUAGGCCUAUACGCAAACAUGUCACACUUUCAUUGCACAGACACCAUAUAUUGUAUAACAGUUUUUUUUACUUUAUUAUUAGUAUUUUAAUGACAAUUACAGUCGAAUGUUAUGUUGUAAAAAAGCAAGAAAGUCAUUGUACAUGUAUACAGAUGAAAAUAAAGGCUUUAAACUUCAA
Misgurnus anguillicaudatus (oriental weatherfish) is the source of this 7026-nucleotide messenger RNA. RefSeq lists its product as uncharacterized. Gene Ontology annotation, biological process: regulation of transcription by RNA polymerase II. Gene Ontology annotation, molecular function: DNA-binding transcription activator activity, RNA polymerase II-specific; RNA polymerase II cis-regulatory region sequence-specific DNA binding. The record is from RefSeq and is a predicted model, not a curated record. Gene Ontology annotation, cellular component: nucleus. Lineage: Eukaryota; Metazoa; Chordata; Actinopteri; Cypriniformes; Cobitidae.